Messenger RNA from Aspergillus calidoustus, 2307 nucleotides. NCBI's taxonomy places the organism in Eukaryota, Fungi, Ascomycota, Eurotiomycetes, Eurotiales, Aspergillaceae. The record is from the annotation of a GenBank genome assembly.
AUGGCAGAUACCUCUGAUCCCCCAAGUGCCCCGCAGGCGCAGGUCAAGACGCCACGAAAACUGUUGUUUCGCUCCAAGCGAGGCUUUAUCCGGUUCAUCGACCCUCGCAACGUGAUCGGCUUCCUCUGGCUGGGCCCGGCCCUGGCAAUUCUCAUCCUCAACUUUCGAAACCACAUCAUCGGUUCCGGCCUGAAUUGCCGCUCGCACUGUCGCAUCGAUCCAUAUUCCACAAGCCAGGUACAGCAGAUUGAGCGGCUCGACUCGACCAACCGCGAUGUCCUCGGAGCGCUCCAGUUUGUCGCAAAAGGCCUCGAGGUGUGGUUCAUGUACGUGGCUGCAAGCUUUAUUUACAUCCUGGCAGUGCACAUCUCGGUCAAGGAUGACCGGCUCCCCGUGAGCCUGCUGUUGGUGUACGCCGAGUUCAUGGACCUCCUCUAUCUCAAAGACCUGGCCAUGAGGAUCAGGGAGUUUCUGAAGGAAAAAAGACAAACAACAACUGGACCGGCCUCUGCUCCCCCGAGGAUCCACCCAUGGAUCCUCUACAGCUUCAUCUUUGUCGUCGCCGGCUUGUGUGCGAUUGCCAAUCUGAUGGGGGUCGCCACUGCCACGCUCGUUCUUCCGGGGCUGCAGUGGAUUGACAUUAAUGUCAACGACUCGAUUGCAUUCGAUCAAUUGCUUUCUGCUGAUCCUCCCAGGGGAAGCUUCAUCCGCGGCUGCCAGCCCGGAGAUCUCUCCAGCGGAUUCUACAGCUGCACGUCCAACCUAUACGCAUCCAGCCUUGACCAACUCAUAUCGUCUGCUGUUGCGACCGAGAGGCAUCUGGCAGCGUACGGCUCACUUGCAUUGCCCCCAGUCACUCAGGAAUCCGAACUAUCCCUGAGCCCUAAUAUCUCCGACGAUGCGGGGCUCUUUUGGGCCCCAAGCCGUCAGGUCGCGCGCGAGUUUUCAGCCGACUUGUCCAAUUACUAUGUGACAACCCUGUGGUCCGAGACUUACCCGCGCGACUACGCCGUCUACCCCGACUCGCGGCAGUUCAACCAGUCGCUCCGGGUACAGCUGCAACGGACGGGGCCUACGAUCGGCUUUAGCAGUGACUGUUGGUCAUACGAAGGGCCUCGAGUCUUUCGAAUCGCUGACGACAGGAGUAUCCGUUGCUACAGUGGUUUGUUCGACAAUCAAAAUAACACUGCGACCAAGUGUAUCCGCUGGGGUAACGGCUGGGACGAUGCUGCCUCAGCCUCGUCGGCCUCGUUUACCGUUGCAGACGAUGUGACCCAGCUCGACAUCAAUGUCACCGUCUACAGCACGCCGCAUGCACGCUAUCUGUACGAUACUAACUGCUUCCAAGACGCAUCAUGCGAUUGGGACCGAAUCUUCAACGAGCCAGCUGCCCCCGAAGUGGCCAACAUCUCGGACAGCCAGCAGACAUACGAGUACGCAUCUGACUUCGGGGACAGGGUCAUCUGGUGCGACUAUAUUGCCUGGCUCAGCUUCGCCACCUACGCCGUCGAUCCCUCCCCAGUCUCGAAUUCCCUCCAUCUGGCCCAGCUCGGGGUACUCCACGCCCGCCCAGACAUAGACACGGAAGACAACAGAGGCCGAGCCGCAACGCUGAACAUCCACGCAGACUGGAUCCUUGCAGCCUGGUCCAUCAACGCAACUAACGGGCGCGUCGACGGGAGCCGCGGCGCAAGCAGGAACUUGGUCAUCGCGUACCAACGCUUCAUCUCAGACCCAGCCGUGGGAUACGCCCGUUUCGGCCUCAUCCACAUGUGGACCACAAUGCAGGCCGCUAGCCUCAUUCCAUACACGACACGCACCCUCUCCACAUCCUCGGACCGCUCCCUCCAGCGCGAACACGAAGCCAAUAACCCAUACACAGCCGCAACACUCACAUCCUGGGCCACCGUCCAAAUCUGGAAAUACGGCAUCGACUCACGAACAAAGACACUGGGCGCGGUCAUCCUAAUCAUCGGCAUCGUCAUCGUCCUCGCAACAACGCUCAUGUGGAUUGAAUCCCCACAGUCGCCGACGCGCGUGGUCGUCGCAGCCCUAUUCCAGGAUCGUCCUGUCGGGUUACAGGAAAAGGAUGUGGAGACUGGAGGGCCGUUGAGGGCUACGUAUGAGUAUCCAGAUAAGGCGACGAAAAGGUCGAGUACGUUUGUUUUUCGGCAUACGAACUCGAUGCCGCUGUCAGAUCAGGGGGUUGCGGCUCAGACUGCAACUGGAGCUGAGGCUGCGCCUGCAUCUGCUCCUAAAAGCAAAGAGCAGGCAGAAUUGACUGUUGAGGAGGCAGGCAAGAUUUGA